Messenger RNA from Oryza sativa Japonica Group (Japanese rice), 3079 nucleotides. RefSeq names its product xylan O-acetyltransferase 1-like. The record is from RefSeq and is a predicted model, not a curated record. NCBI's taxonomy places the organism in Eukaryota, Viridiplantae, Streptophyta, Magnoliopsida, Poales, Poaceae. Gene Ontology annotation, molecular function: O-acetyltransferase activity. Gene Ontology annotation, cellular component: Golgi apparatus.
ACCCGUCCAAUUAAAUCAUGCUUAGUGGCCGAUUCAACGCCUGAUCACGGAGGAGAAGGGAGGGGGAAGCAUCACGCGAAAUUUUAAGUGUGAGAUGGCUUCCCCUCACCAAAUCCCCAGCCUCCCUCUAUAGCUUUGCUAUGCUGACUACUUCCUCGCCAUCUCCAUAAAGCUUAGCUUGCCCCUCUCGCUCGCGUCUCUGUCUCUCACGCACGCGCACCGUGCAGAGCGAAGAGGAGAGGGGGCUAGCUCCGGGUGCCGUCGCCAUGGCCAACCGGCGCAAGUUCUCGCAGGCGGGGGGCGGCGGCGGCGGCGGGGUGUUCGACCCGUUCGGCACGAAACAGGCCGUGUCGUCGCUGCGGAAGGGCGGGCGGCUGCCGGUGUACGUGGCUGGCGUCUUCUUCGUCAUCUUCGUCAUCAUCAUGUACGGCGAGGACAUCCGGUCGCUCACGCUGGACCCGAUCGCGCGCGCGGGGACAACGCCGGCGCGGAUCGUGGAGCCGGUAGUGACGGAGGAGCGCCACGUCGCCCGGGUCAACCCUCCUCGGCGCGAGGUCUCGUCCGCGGAGAAGGCCGCCGCGUUGCCGCUCGACGUCGACGAGAGGCCGAAGCUGGCGACGCCGACGCCGACGGAGGCGGCGAAGGAGGUCCCGAAGGUCGAGAAGAUCAGGAAGCCGAAGAAACCCAAGACGACGAAGAAGAAGCCGAGGAAGCCGCGGCCGGCGAAGAAGACGGUGGCGGCGGCAGCCGGGGGCCUGCUCGGCGUGCCGGAGACGUGCGACCUGUCCAAGGGCGAGUGGGUGUUCGACAACACCAGCUACCCUCUGUACCGGGAGGAGCAGUGCGAGUUCCUCACGUCGCAGGUGACGUGCAUGAGGAACGGCCGCCGCGACGACACCUACCAGAAGUGGCGGUGGCAGCCCAAAGACUGCUCCAUGCCCAGGUUCGACGCGAAGCUGUUCAUGGAGAGGCUCCGAGGGAAGCGGUUCAUGUUCGUGGGGGACUCGCUGAACCGGAACCAGUGGGAGUCCAUGGUGUGCCUGGUGCAGUCGGCGAUGUCGCCGGGGAAGAAAUACGUCACCUGGGAGGACCAGCGGGUCGUCUUCCACGCCGUGGAGUACAACGCGACGGUGGAGUUCUACUGGGCGCCGUUCCUGGUGGAGUCCAACUCCGACGACCCCAAGAUCCACAGCAUCCAGCACCGGAUCAUCAAGGCGGACGCGAUCGCGGCGCACGCACAGAACUGGCGCGGCGUCGACUACCUCGUCUUCAACACCUACAUCUGGUGGAUGAACACCCUCAACAUGAAGAUCAUGAGACCGGGCGGGCAGAGCUGGGAGGAGCAUGACGAGGUCGUGAGGAUCGAGGCGUAUCGGAAGGUGCUGACGACGUGGGCGAGCUGGGUGAACGACAACAUCGACCCGGCGCGCACGUCCGUCUUCUUCAUGAGCAUCUCCCCUCUUCACAUCAGCUUGAGAGUUCCUCAACCCCGUGUUCUACUGGUGGAGAAUUCAAACUUACAAGACUGAACAAAAAGAAAUGGUGGUUUGCAAUUGAUAUGUGUGAUGAAACAUAAAUAAGGCCUGGUAGAUCGAUGCCCAUACGUGUAUUAUUGCGUACUUUACGAUGAAGGGACAGAUGCUGCUUUGUUAGUAUCGGAUCGAACAGAAGGUUGUGCUGGUUACUGUUGCGGAUCGAUGUCAAUUAGGCUUGAUAAGGAUUGGCAUGGCCCGCGGAUGACGCCUUACGAAAGCUCUCCCUCUAUAAAAACUUUUAGGACAGUCCCAACCCAUAACACUAGAUAUGGUUUCAACUCUACAUCAUCAAGAAACUAGUACUAGACACUACUCUUCUAAUGCAAACACCACUAUUCCGUACUUCAAUUUAAUGCUACUUAUCUCACAUGAUGUCUUGGAUGUUGUGUAAAAAUCAUGUCUCAUACAAGAUAUGGUUUCCUUCUCUUUCCUCAUUUAUUCACUUGCCACAUUAUUUUUUGUUCUACGUGGCAACUUAUUUAAUUAUAUGGACACCAUACUAGUUAUUGGGUUGAAAAUCCCUAAUAUUAGGAACAGUCUUAUCCUGAAACUGAUAGGUGCUUAGGGUCCCGUGAAGCAAACCACUUUGAUUUGUCUGCGAAUUUUGAAGUCAAUGAUUCCCUUUUGUAUACUACCUCCGUCCCACAAUAAGUACAAUCAUGAGUUUUCGCGCCCAACUUUAAUCGCCCGUCUUAUUUAAAAUUUUUUAUAAUUAGCAUUUUUGUUGUUAUAAGAUGAUAAAACAUGAAUAGUACUUUACUCGUGACUUAUAUCUUUAGUUUUUUUAAAAAAAAAUUUAAAUAAAACGAAUGGUCAAAGUUGGGCGCGGAAAACCAUGACUGCAUUUAUUUUGGGACGGAUGGUGUAGGAAAGAGGAUGCGAGAAUAUGGUUAACUAGUAACCGGACAAAAUUGCCGAGGUUCAUGUCACAUCUGGUAAACAAACAAAUCACCGGGGUUUUAUCGUCAGUUAAUUACUAGUAGUAUUACUGCUUUCCUUCUUGGAUUAGGAAGAAGGCCGAAAAAACAUUUGCCGUGUCCAGCUGUGUGAUCUCGAAAGUUGUUGACUAUUCCGAGUAGGGAUUGCGUCUACAACUGAGGAACCUACGCUUUUGGCUUCUUUGGGUUCGGAGGCAUGUCACGUCAACAGAUACAGUUAAAAGUUUGGUCAACCAAAGCACAAUUACUCCGUACUACCGAUAUCAUGUACUCCCUCUGUCCCAUAAUAUAAGUAAUUUUGAGUUUUUGCUUACAACGUUUGACCACUCGUCUUAUUUAAAAUUUUUUAAAAUUAUUAUUUAUUUUAUUUGUGACUUAUUUUAAUAUCUACAGUACUUUAAGUACAACUUUUCGUUUUUUAUAUUUGCAAAAAAAAUUUGAAUAAGACGAGUUGUCAAAUUUAUCGUGGGACGGAGUGAGGACUACGAUCCCCAUGCUUAUGCUACUAUGCAUAGGUCUGCUAAAUAAUUUGCCCAUGAUUUCACCGUUAUCAAACUGACAAAACUUACAUCCUGGUCGUUAAUUCGGUUUCUGAAAAAUCUGUUU